AUCGAUUGCUGCGGGAGCGGCUCUGCUGCCUGCGCUGCGUCGGCCUGGGGUGGGAGGGUCAGGUCGCCAUCGCGGCAGGAGCAGGCAGGUCCGCAGCUGCCGCAGAAGAUGGACAUUAGGCCCAACCACACCAUCUACAUCAACAAUAUCAACGACAAGAUAAAGAAAGAAGAACUGAAGAGGUCCCUCUAUGCAUUGUUCUCACAGUUUGGUCAUGUGGUUGACAUUGUGGCUUUAAAGACUAUGAAGAUGAGAGGACAGGCUUUUGUUAUAUUUAAAGAACUUGGAUCAUCCACCAAUGCUUUGAGACAACUACAAGGCUUUCCGUUUUAUGGGAAACCAAUGCGCAUUCAGUAUGCAAAAACAGACUCCGAUAUAAUCUCUAAAAUGCGUGGUACUUUUGCUGAUAAGGAAAAAAGGAAGGAAAAGAAGAAGGCCAAAUCUCUGGAGCAGUCAGCAAAUGCAGCAAAUAAAAAGGUUAUCCAGGGAGCAACACAAAAUUCAGCCAGUGCCCCAGGGACUGCAGCACAGAAUCAGCAGGUGCCUGAUAACCCACCAAACUAUAUCCUUUUCCUUAACAACUUGCCUGAGGAAACAAAUGAGAUGAUGCUGUCCAUGUUAUUCAAUCAGUUUCCUGGAUUCAAAGAAGUACGUUUAGUUCCUGGGCGCCAUGACAUUGCAUUUGUGGAGUUUGAGAAUGAGAAUCAAGCAGGAGCUGCUCGAGAUGCUCUCCAAGGAUUCAAGAUUACUCCAUCUCAUGCCAUGAAAAUCACUUAUGCAAAGAAAUAACUGCAUGCUCCUAUAAAGGACUUCUGUAGAUAGUUUUUUUAAUAUAAUGCUCUGAUCAGCUAGCAUGGUGGCUUUUCUCUGCAGGAGAUACAAGACUUCUGUAAAAUUACCAGAACAGAUGUAAGAUUUCUAUGAAUAUGCUGGAUAGAAAAUGUUUGUUUUGUAACACAAAUUUUGAUAAAAUAAAUUCAGUUUAUGCUGUUUUUA
Molecule: messenger RNA, 996 nt
Organism: Calypte anna (Anna's hummingbird)
Lineage: Eukaryota; Metazoa; Chordata; Aves; Apodiformes; Trochilidae
Gene: SNRPB2
Product: small nuclear ribonucleoprotein polypeptide B2
Exons: 7
Coding region: 109-789 (226 amino acids)
Biological process (GO): mRNA splicing, via spliceosome
Cellular component (GO): U1 snRNP
Molecular function (GO): U1 snRNA binding
Source: RefSeq, a predicted model, not a curated record